Menidia menidia (Atlantic silverside) is the source of this 1017-nucleotide messenger RNA. The record is from the annotation of a GenBank genome assembly. NCBI's taxonomy places the organism in Eukaryota, Metazoa, Chordata, Actinopteri, Atheriniformes, Atherinopsidae.
UUUUAUAGUCCUCCCUGUUGUUGGCACCAUUGUUGGAAAUGAAAAGGGGGGUGGGUGUGACACCUGUGGAGUGGAUAAAGGGGCUUUAAUUGCCAAUCUCUGCCCCCAGUGUCCAGGAUCGCUUUGCCGUGUCGGUCCUGAGUGCCCAUUGCAAUGGCCCCCAAGAAGAAGGAAGAGCCCAAACCAGCUGCGCCUCCCAAACCUCCAGAGCCCGAGCGCCCCAAAACUCCAGACUUUGACCCGGCAACCGUGACGCUGGAAUUCACCCCGGAGCAACUUGAGGACUUCAAAGAUGCCUUCCAGCUGUUUGACAGAACACCAACCAGCGAGAUGAAAAUCACCUAUGCCCAAUGUGGUGACCUAAUUAGGGCUUUGGGUCAGAAUCCUACUAAUGCAGAAAUUAUGUACGUCCUUGGAAAGCCCAAAGCUGAAGACAUGCAGACUAAGAUGCUUGAUUUCGACCAGUUUUUACCUAUUCAUCAACAUAUUUGCAAGGCCAAGGACCGUGGAACAUUUGAAGACUUCGUGGAGGGCCUGAGGGUGUUCGACAAAGAGGGGAACGGUACAGUCAUGGGCGCUGAGCUCCGGCAUGUUCUGGCAACGCUGGGGGAAAAGAUGAGAGAGGAUGAAGUGGAACAGCUGAUGCAAAACCAGGAGGAUGCUAAUGGUUGCAUAAACUAUGAAGCUUUUGUAAAGUAUAUAAUGGCAUCAUAAAAUGGGCUUAUCACUAUUGAAGCCUUUUUGUCAUUCUGGUGCUACAUCGUAGAAACAUGUUGAAAUCAAUGAGAGUGAUUAAUGAGUUUGUCUCUCCUUUACUGGAAAACCAAGAUUGUGAAUUUUUGAUCGGAGAAGAACUUCAUCAUUCUGUAGCACCCAUCUUGUAUAUUUUUCAUUUUCAUCAGUCAUGGAUGGAUCUAACUCAUGAAUAAUUCACCUUGUUUUCUAAGACUCCAAAUGCUGAUGUUGAGUACCUACGUGCAUUUUAUACAUCAUGGUAAAUAAAUGCAUUCAUUUUAA